Penicillium cinerascens is the source of this 1245-nucleotide messenger RNA. Its product is annotated as Ygr210 GTPase family protein. Lineage: Eukaryota; Fungi; Ascomycota; Eurotiomycetes; Eurotiales; Aspergillaceae. Gene Ontology annotation, molecular function: ATP hydrolysis activity; GTP binding. The record is from RefSeq and is a predicted model, not a curated record. The transcript has 10 exons. The coding region runs from base 1 to 1245 and encodes 414 amino acids. Gene Ontology annotation, cellular component: cytoplasm.
AUGCCCCGCGAUCCGCUCGUUGGCCUUGUGGGCAAGCCUUCAAGUGGGAAAUCCACGACAUUGAACAGUUUGACCGAUGCUUCCUCCAAAGUUGGCAACUUCCCCUUCACAACCAUUGACCCCCAGCGAGCCAUCGGAUACCUUCAGAUCGAAUGCGCCUGCAAGCGACACAACGUUUCAGAUCGGUGCCAGCCUAAUUACGGUGGCUGUCAUGAAGGGCGGCGCUCCGUGCCUAUUGAACUGCUAGAUGUGGCUGGACUGGUGCCGGGAGCACAUCAAGGACGGGGACUCGGAAAUAAGUUCUUGGAUGAUCUGCGGCAUGCGGAUGCCUUGAUCCAUGUGGUGGAUGUGAGUGGGACCACCGAUGCCGAAGGGAAGGCCACUCGCGGCUACGAUCCUUCCGUGGAUAUUGAAUGGCUGCGGUCGGAGAUUGUGCGAUGGGUGCUUGGAAACUUGAUGGAGAAGUGGGGCUCCAUUAAACGGAGACAUAUUGCGACGAAGGCAAACCCAGUCGACACACUACAGGGCCAGUUUUCAGGAUAUGGAAGUACGUCAACAAUUGUUGCGCGGGUGCUGGACAGGCUCGCACUGAAAGAACCGCUUGAAGAAUGGUCGGAUGAGACCGUCAAGACCAUGGUCGAGACCUUUAUCGACGAAAAGUUUCCCACAGUGUUCGCAUUGAACAAAAUCGAUCACCCAGAUGCGGAUAAAAAUAUCAGUAAGAUCGCCAAGAUGCAAGAUCCCCAAAGUGUCGUGCUUUGCUCGGCUAUAUCAGAGGUCUUCCUGCGCCGAUUAGCCAAGCAGGAAUAUAUCAAGUACGUUGAAGGCAGCGAGUUCGUGGAUACUCGGGAGGAUCUGAUUGAAAUGGGCGAUCCAAACGGUGGAGGCCUUAAGGAGAUGGACGAAAAGUUGAAAACCCGUGUCGAGAACUUAAAAGACAUGGUUUUGUAUCGAUUUGGAUCCACCGGUGUGGUGCAGUGUCUUUCUCGAGCUGCAGAGCUUCUAGGUCUUGUUCCCGUCUUCCCAGUAAGGAAUGUCGCGACGUUCAGCUCGGGCAAUGGCACCGCCGUAUUCCGCGAUUGUGUUCUGGUCAAGAAGAACAGCACCGUUGGUGACGUGGCUCGAAAGGUGAUGGGCGACGUGCCUAUCAACUAUAUUGAAGGCAUCGGCGGCACUCGCGUGUCCGAGGAGGAUAUCGUCGCAGUUGGGAAACACGAUAUCCUUUCAUUCAAGGUUGGCAGGUAA